AUGGAUGAUCAAACAACGUGCGGUGGAUCGAGCAAUGAUCCGAUUAUAACUAGUAAGGCGGCUUGUCCUCGAGGCCACUGGCGGCCGGCCGAAGAUGAAAAACUCCGGCAACUUGUCGAGCAAUUUGGCCCUCAAAACUGGAAUUCUAUAGCUGAAAAGCUUCAAGGAAGAUCAGGUAAGAGUUGCAGAUUGAGAUGGUUCAAUCAACUUGACCCAAGAAUAAACAGAAAGCCAUUCUCAGAAGAUGAAGAGGAAAAGCUUCUUGCAGCUCACAGCUUACAUGGCAACAAAUGGGCUCUCAUUUCAAGGCUUUUCCCAGGUAGAACUGACAAUGCUGUCAAAAACCAUUGGCAUGUAAUCAUGGCUAGAAAACAAAGGGAACAAAAAUCCAACCUCAUGAUAUGUGGCAAAUUAAGGAUGAAUAAUAGUGAUCAUUGCACUAAUAAUAAGUCUCCCACUAAUUACGUUUUCCGACGAAAACACUCGAGGCUCGUCAACAACGACGAAGAGUUCCACGGCUCGAAGAUCAGUUUCAUAAGGAAUGAUGGUUUUCCCGAUUCAGAAAGUCGAAGCAAGGAUCAUAGGAUGUGGCCGCGCGAUUUUUCGGCUAAUUAUAAUAAUUACUCUCGCGAUUUGUUCUACGGAUCGAGAAGAAACGGGCCACAAGUACAAGUGUUUAGUGGCUACAAGUACUUGGAUGCAUUUAGUAAUCAUAUGGAAUGUGGGGUGAUGAAGGGUGAAUCCAGAGGCGCGGAACAAAGUUCGUUCGACUUCGAAAAGAAGAGGAUGGAUCGCUCGAGAGAAGGGUUAGGAGAGGAACCGGUUCGAACGAAAAAUGUUCCAUUUAUAGAUUUUCUUGGUGUGGGAACCUCUUCUCGAUCGAUUAAUUAG
Messenger RNA from Striga hermonthica, 891 nucleotides. The record is from the annotation of a GenBank genome assembly. Lineage: Eukaryota; Viridiplantae; Streptophyta; Magnoliopsida; Lamiales; Orobanchaceae.